Molecule: messenger RNA, 3352 nt
Organism: Parasteatoda tepidariorum (common house spider)
Lineage: Eukaryota; Metazoa; Arthropoda; Arachnida; Araneae; Theridiidae
Molecular function (GO): protein binding
Source: RefSeq, a predicted model, not a curated record
UCUUUACCCGUCAAUUUUAAAAAUAAAGUGGGGUGGCAAACGUUCUAUGAAUUAUUUUUAUGAGUGAGAUUUAUAUGAUUUCUUAAAAUAAUAAAGUCUUAGAAUAUUCAAUCGCUCAUUCUCAGUGAAAAGCACGGUUAUGUUAUGGUCAGUCGCCUAUUUGCGAUGCUCUCCCUUGGAAUAAAAGAUAUUUAUUCAUGUCUUUUUCAAAGAGUAUAUGGUUGAAUUUAAGAGGAACUCCUCCAUGGGGAUUUCGUUUGAGAGGAGGAAAAGGAACAGGGUCUCCUCUUGUAAUUUCGAGGGUCAAUUCAAAAGGGCGGCAGCAAGGUUUGAAAGAAGGUGACUGUGUGUUGUCGGUGAAUGGAAAGUCAGCUUUAGAUAUGACGCACGCUGAUGCACAGCGAGCAUUAAAAGAUUCUAAUGAUAGCUUGGAGCUUCAGCUUGAAAGGAACAUCGUUAUUCCAGAAACUAAUAGAAAUGGUGCGAAUCAGAACGGUCGAACUGAAGAAGAUAAUAAUGUGACUUCUCAUUUGAAUGCCUUGGAUGAAUACAUGAAUCAAUUAGAUGUUAAUUCUUGGUCGACUGAUUCGACGAGUACUGGAUCAACAACGAUACAUGUCAGUUCUUUAAAUUCAGACGAACUAUCAAGUUCUGAUGGAGUAUGGUCACCUACAACAAAACGUGCCAAUCUUCGUUUAAACUGCAAUCUCCGAACUUCAAACAAAAGUCCAGAACCUCUACAGUCAAACGAAGAUAAAAACAAUACUCCCACCAAACAAGAGAAGGAAGAAGAAUCCAGUCCAGUUUGGCAACCGUUUGGUGCGCCGUGUGAGGUUCAGUUUAGACCAGUGAAGCUCGAAAUCAAAUCUCCAAAAAUGACAACAACCGCACAACAGAAUGAUAUACCAAAGAAAAAAGAACCAGAGAAAUCAGAAUCUAAACUCGAAUCUCCUAAACCUGCAGAAAACCUCAAGAAAUCAGAUUCCUCUACGAGUAAUGGACCAACAGAAGACUACAAACCUCCAGAUAUAUCAUCUGCACCAACUACUUUCACAAAAAGUGGAUGGAGUAGUCAUUUACCUCCUUCCCAAAGUCCGACAAUUACACUUUUACAAAAAGCUAGAGAAGGACAAAUACCAAAGGGCGCUAUUUAUAUAGAAGACAAGCCUGACACAACACCGAUACCAAAGAAUGCAGUUUUAAUUGACCAAAAAGUGAUCGUCGAAGGUGACAAAGUACACACGGACAGCUAUUAUGCUGUGCCAACAGUUACGACAGAAACCACAACGCAUUCUGUUAAGGGUCAACCUCCCAAAUAUGAUGGCAUUGGUCCAACAGAAUAUGGAAUUCCAGUAGGUCUUCGAACGGGUGUAAAAGAAGAAUACGCCAGUGACUGGUAUAAAAGCAUGUAUAAGUCGUUGCAUAGAGUUAAAUUUCCUAACGAAGGUGGUCAUACACAAAUGGUUCAUCUUGGUGGAUACAUGUCUGAACCCGAGUUUGAUCGAAAUGAAAAGUUGAAAGCGAAAUAUGCUACUUCAGAUUAUAGACGUAAGCCCGAAAAAUCUAUGCCUGUCACAAAUAUGCGCCAGACAUCCCCAGAAAAACUUAGCCCGUUACCUGUUGAUACGACAAUAAUACGACACGAGCCUCGACGUGAAGUUUACAAAGUGGAACCACGGAGCAUCGCAGAAUACGAACCGGGAAAGUCCUCGUUAGCUGAGAAGGAGUUUCAAAAAUUUUGGAGCGAUUUUUGGGAUUCGAUGGAUGAUCUGCAUGAAUAUUUAGGAAGUAGUCCGAAAACCCAGCAAGGACUCAGCCGUCGGUGGCCAAAUGUCCUCUUAAGUGAUGGUUACGAAUCAGAUUCAACGCUAAUACGAAAAACUGGAAGAAACAUCGAAGUAGAUCCGGAACAACAGAAAUCCUGGUACAAAGAAAUACAAAAAGGAGGAGAAAUACCCCUCACCGGUCUCCGGAAAACUGUACCAGAAAAACCUACAGCGUCGCCUCAUCAAUAUCAAGAAACGGAAGUAAAUAUUCACUAUCGCGCUCCCAUAAGACAUCUUGAAAAAGAUUACAUAGAAGAAGAGGAAUUAAAGAAAAUUCAAGAAGACGCGAUGCGAAAAUUGUAUGAAGAAGAACGAAGAAAGAAACAACAACAGGAACUAGCAGAAAUAGAAAUGAGAAGGCACAGUGAUUUUUUCACACCAUCUCAAAAAUCUCCAAUUCCUCUCAAUCGCUACGACAAUCCAUUUGACUCUGCCUAUUACAGAUUGAGUCCAUCUGGAUACCAUAGGGGUCCUCCACCAAAGACUAUGGCCAGGGCUAUAUAUCCUUUUACAGCACAAACUACCAGAGAGCUUAGUCUGAAUAAAGGAGAUAUAGUUUAUAUCAAUAAGCUACUUGACAGAAAUUGGUACGAAGGCGAACAUCACGGUCUAAUAGGCAUAUUUCCUGUUUCUUAUGUAGAAAUUAUCCCCAAUGAAAAAGCAAAUUUGCAACCUCGAAAAGCAAUGGAAGGGGAAGCAAUAGUCAAAUACAACUUCAGAGCCCAAACACCAAUGGAAUUAUCUCUUUUCAAAGGAGAAAAAGUUAUUCUAUUAAGGAAAGCUGAUCGAAAUUGGUACGAAGGGCGCUUAGGUACCAAGAAAGGCAUUUUCCCUGUUUCAUACGUUCAAGUUCUUCAAGAACCAGGAGAGAGUCCUGGCCCUCGAGCCAUAUCUCCCAAACCACCAGCAAGUCCAGUAUUCAGUCCUAUUAUUAAUGGAUCACCACCAAAAUCUAAUGAAGGCCCAACAUUCAAUACCGGACUCAGGCCAAAUCAGGAAAAACCUACUCUCAAACUAGACAAACUAGAUGGCAAAUCUUCUCUCACCCAAACCCUCCAUAUAGAUACUUACAAUGAACCUAUACCCUACCGAUCAUUGUACACUUACAAACCACAAAAUGAUGACGAGUUAGAAUUAAAAGAGGGCGAUACUGUCUAUGUGAUGGAAAAAUGCGAUGAUGGUUGGUAUGUAGGAACUUCAUUAAGAACAGGACAAUUCGGAACGUUCCCUGGAAAUUAUGUUGAAAGGAUAUGAGAGGCUUAUGUUGUUUUACAGCAUGAAGUGUUUGUUUCUAGUCUUCAUGAUUUCUGCAGAUGUUGCAAAGACAUUUUUUUGUUUUGCUGCUUAAAAUAUAUCAUAUCAUAUAUAUUGCAGCAUAAUUUCUCAGAUAAUACAAAAGCAUAUUAUCAAAAGUUUGUUAAAUACUGCAUGUGUUCAAAAAAAUUUAUAGAAACGUUUCAAAACUCGAUUUUAACUAUAGAUUUAUAAAAUAUUUUAUGUCAUGAAAAUAAAUAUGUUGACCCAAC